AGAAUAGAAACAAAGCAAAGAAGCAUACAACAACAGCAAGCAACCCCUUUUCUCUCUCUAAAAACCAAGAACAUCCCCUUCUCUCUCUCUAGGCAUUAACAUAUAAGAAGAAACAGAGGUAACCCCUCUCUCUCUCUCUUUCUCUCUCUAGACCAUGGACCUAGACCACCGGCCCACCCAGCUAGUGUUCUUCCCCUACCCUCUCCAAGGGCACCUCACCCCCAUGCUCCAACUCGCCCAAUCUCUUCUCUCUCUCAACCCAUCCUUCAAAAUCACCAUCGCCCACACUCAUUUCAACUCACCCAAAAUCGAAUCCCCCCUGAAAUUCACCCUCAUCCCGAUCGACGACGGCUUGCCCGUCAAUUGGCAACCAAAAGGUGGUGCCGAUCUCUUAAAAUUGGUGGACACAAUAAGCAGCAACUGUCGAGCUCCAUUGUUUUCUCUACUGUCUCGCCUCAAUGAAGAGGACCCAGUUGCUGGUUUUUUCUAUGAUGGGAUCAUGGGGUUUGCUGGAGAGGUGGGUACAGAGUUGGGAUUGAAGGCAAUGGCGUUUAGGACGAGUAGUGCCACUUCUUUUGCGGUUUUUGCCAACAUUGAGAAGCUUCAUGAAAUGGGUUACUUGCCAAUUCGAGAUUUUGAAUCCGAAGAACGGAUUUCUGAACUACCACCGCUUCGAAUAAAGGACCUGCCAGCUUUCUCAUCCGAUAACAGUGUCUUGGAAAGCUUUUGGGCUGGUAUCUCACAAUUAACCAAACAAACUAAGAAAGCCUCUGCACUGAUUUUGAAUUCUCUAUCCGCACUCGAAAAUGAGGCUCUCAAAAUGAUUCAGCAUGAUUUUCAUAUCCCCAUUUACGCAAUCGGUCCCCUAAACUGUCAAAUUUCUCUCAAUCUCUUGCCAGAAGAUAGUAAGUGUCUCUCUUGGCUCGAUGCGCAACCUCCCAAGUCAGUCAUAUACACAAGCUUUGGGAGCCUAGCGGGAAUGGACUCGAGCCAAGUGGCUGAGAUAGCAUGGGGCUUGGCCAAUAGUGGGUGCCGCUUUUUGUGGGUGGUGCGCCCAGGCUCAGUUAAUGGGUAUGAUGCGGCAGAGCUUCCUAGUGGAUUCAUGGACCAAGUGGGCUCUCGCGGCCUCGUGGUGGGCUGGGCCCCUCAAAAGGAUGUGCUAGCCCAUCAAGCAGUGGGUGCGUUUUGGACACAUUGUGGGUGGAACUCGACGCUCGAGAGCCUGUGUGCUGCUGUGCCCAUGGCUUGUUGGGCUCGUUUCGGGGACCAAAAGGUGAAUUCGAGGUUGGCUUGUGGAGUUUGGAGGGUUGGGUUGGAGAUGGGGAGAGAGGUAGAGAGAGGAGAGGUGGAGAGGGUGGUGAGGAGGUUGUUAAUGGAGAGAGAAGGGGAGGAGAUGAGAGAGAGGGGAAGGGAAUUGAUGCAGGUUUUGGAGAGCAGCCUGGAGAAAGGGGGCUCUUCCUAUGAGGCGUUUGAGGCUCUGGUUAAUAAGUUGAAAUCUUGAUUCUUGAGAGAUUUCAUGUGUGCCUGAGUUGGAAAUAAAAGAAGGGAUUGUAUACAAUGAGAUUAUUUAGUUUUGAUACAAGAUGGUCACAAUUGCUUAUAACUAUCUGAUAUGAAAUGAAAUUUGAUGAUUUGGGCAUGG
Messenger RNA from Amborella trichopoda, 1642 nucleotides. Its product is annotated as UDP-glycosyltransferase 76B1. Lineage: Eukaryota; Viridiplantae; Streptophyta; Magnoliopsida; Amborellales; Amborellaceae. Gene Ontology annotation, molecular function: quercetin 3-O-glucosyltransferase activity; quercetin 7-O-glucosyltransferase activity. The record is from RefSeq and is a predicted model, not a curated record.